AGGAAAGAGGGCAGUACCUCGGAGGCUUCGAGCCAGAAGCCUACUAUGGACCGGAUUUUGAGUGAGAUGAAUGAGCUUCGGAAGGAAAUGCUUCGUUUGCCAGAAGGAUGAUUGAGAAACUGAACAAAACCGGCGUCUCCUACAAACCCAGUAACCUGGAAGAGGACGAAGAGAAUCUUUACGGAGGCAUUAAUGAGUCUUCAAACGAUGUUGGACGUCCGCAAAAAGAGUUUGUAUAUCAAAAAGAUGAUUCAGACCGGUUCCGCACACCUUCCAAAAUGAAUUUGCAAAAGGAUGAUAACGGCGUUGAUGUAACUUCUCGUGAAAACACACCUUUUUACUGCACACCUGAGUACUGGGAUAGUUUCAAGGGUGAUAUGGAUGAUCCUGUCCAAGUACCAGAAGUAUCAGAUGAAAAAGCUGCCACAUCUUUAGAGACGGACGAAAUCGCAUCGCAUGCAUCGGUUGGUUCUCAAGGAGUACAAGAGGAAGUGGAGGAGGUUACUGGCAGGCGCAAGCGCAGAGGAUCACAACAUGUCAAGUCUCCUUAUGUGGUCCCUAAACCAAACAAACGUGCAAAACGUUCUGCCAAAGGAAAAUUGUUCCAAAAUGGUGAUGUUAACAAAUCUGGUGAUGAGUAUGAUGUGGUGAAAGCGUCCAUCAAGUACGUGCGUGCGCAUGAGCAUUUACAAAAACAUGCCAAAACAGAAAUUUUCAAUGAUGGCAUGGAAGAAGGUCUCACUGUGAGGAGAGCUUGUCAGAUUAUUAACCAUGAGUGGCUAAGUGGCGACGUAAUUGAUGCAUACUCAUCAUUUUUGGUCGACAAAGUUAAUGAUGAUCGUUUCAUACUUACAUUCCUCUAA
Messenger RNA from Triticum aestivum (bread wheat), 863 nucleotides. RefSeq lists its product as uncharacterized. Bases 108 to 863 code for a protein of 251 amino acids. Lineage: Eukaryota; Viridiplantae; Streptophyta; Magnoliopsida; Poales; Poaceae. The record is from RefSeq and is a predicted model, not a curated record. The transcript has 5 exons.